Messenger RNA from Porites lobata, 4375 nucleotides. NCBI's taxonomy places the organism in Eukaryota, Metazoa, Cnidaria, Anthozoa, Scleractinia, Poritidae. The record is from the annotation of a GenBank genome assembly.
AUGGAAAACUCCUCCAAGGACAAAAAAACGGCCACGGGACCGAAAAAGAAGAGAGAACCCGGCAAGCGCUGCACGGUUAUGUUUUGUAACAACACCAACAAAGACGGAGUAGGUCUCCACCAGUUUCCCACCGAUGAACCCUUUCGGCGCCAGUGGAUCGCUUUUGUCUUAGCAAAGAGGACCGACGACUGGACGCCGGGAUCUGGUAAUAUUUGCAGUUCCCAUUUUACGCCAGACUGUUUUGAAGGAAUGGGUGCGAAACUCGCAGGGUUUGCUAAGAAGGCUUAUCUGAAGAAGACGGCCAUCCCAACAAUUCAGGCCAAUCCCACCCCUGAACAAAUCCAGGAAGCGCGCUCUCUUAAGAGAAAACGUCCAUCUGCGGCAACGCGAGGUGAUUCAAAGCGGCAAGUUCAACAAAAGGGGGAAAUAACGCCAAAAAGUCGUCCAAAAAAGUCUAGUCGAGCCUUGUCUAAACUUACCGCUCAUAGGGUGAGUAUUAAUUUUUGUUUUUUUGUUUAGAUACCUUGGCAUGAAUAAAAACUUUCUAAAAUAUCAUCAAGAUAAACGAUCAUGAUCAAAACGCAACAGUGUGCCUUCAAGAUACAAUAAUACAAUUUACUGAAAUCAGGCAAAAGAUUAUGGAGCACAUGCACCAACAGAAAACUGAAAAAAAAAAAAUCUUUGUUUAUGAUAGCUAGUGGCAGAUUAUAGGAAGACGCGAGAAAAAGAAAAGACCACUGAGAAAGUACCGGGACCAUCCCCAAGUGACAACAGACAACCACCAAUUAACAAUCAAGCUGAAGUUCCCGAAACAACGGAUCUGGCACAGCCCUCAACGAGUGCAUCUGGUGACACUUCGUGUUUAGAGACUGGUGCAGGGCAAGAAGAAGGAAGUCAGGCUCGGGAGUUUCAAACGGCUAACAAGGGAACUCAGAAAGGACUCCGCCGCCCAAUCUGUCGCAGCAAAGGUAGACUUUAAUCUUAAUUAUAUCUUGAAAAAUAAGUGUGUUGACAAAGGGUUUAGCCAUCUUUUCAAACAUUCUUUGCGAUGCGACUAUCUUUGGUGAUUAAGGUUUUUAAUCAUAGGUACCCAGAUUUCUCCAAAGUCCAACACAACGGUGGAAAAUGGGUCACAGUGCAACAUAGCAGAACUUCCUCCGUUAAAACUGCUCUCAACUUUACGUAAGGAGGCAGAAAAUCAAACAGAGUAUACACUUACGCCGGAGCUACCCGCGUCGUUUGAAGACGAGUUGUUUGAAGACGUUGACGUUGAUGAUGAAGAGUACAAUCCCUACUUAACAUCCGACGAAGAUCAAGACGAAGGUGGUAGUGAAGAUGAAAAAGAAUCUGGAAAGUCAAAACGGUAAAAAAAAGUAAAGAUGAACUAUUUACACAAGCCGUUGAUGAGUUUCAUAAGCUGCAGUAACGCCGGCUUGAUUUAAACUCCGCACCACUCUAUAUCCCUCCUUUUUAACAUAUCCGCCCAAAGAAACAACUAUAACCCCUAUUUCUAUACUCUCCGUUUAAUAUACUGAAUGUUUCAUUCUUGUUGUUGCUAAUAUCAUGCAGAUCUAUUGGAGAAACGCAAAAGUUGAAGCCACAUGAGGAAAGGAAAUUUAUUGUCUUCGAAACAAAUCUGUUGAGCUUGUUUGCUUGUUGCCCCAUCUGUGCUGGCCACGCAGAGGCUAAAAUUUCGAAAGAAAUCGGGACUAUGAUUCAGGUCCACUAUCACUGUACGGAAGAAAAUUGUCAGUUCAGCAAUGUGUGGUGCAGCCAGCCGUUUUCUAAUGGAAAGAUGCCAGUUGGGAACUUGUUGCUUUCUUCUUCAAUUCUUUUAACGGGUAAGUCUCCCUAUUGUUAUCUUUUUUUUUAGUUGCGUUCUAGGCGUGGUCCGUUGAAGACCUAAAGACAGGAGAUGCGGCUACUAAAUGGUCUUGAACAAAAUGAACAGAGUAUGACAAAUCUGUAACUAGUUCCUGCAGUAGAAAGUUCAAUAGGGUGAAGGUCGUUGUAUUUUUUUUCCUUUCGUCACAGGAAAUUCUGCCGCUAAAACCUUACGGAUGUUUAAUAUUAUGAACGUGGCGUGCAUAUCAGAGAGGACAUACUACCGUCACAUCAAAUCGUACGUAAAUCCCACUAUUAUACAGCAGUGGAAAGCACAUCAACAGCAGCUCUUCAAUAGUCUUAGCAGUCAGGACAACGGACUGGUUCUGGCUGGCGAUGGAAGGUGCGAUUCCCUGGUUACUCCGCGAAAUUCGGUUCCUACACGUUACUCGAACAGCAAAAGAACAGGGUGUUGGACUUCCAACUAGUUCAGGUCAGUGAUUCUAGUAUCUAAUUCCAAUGUCUCCCCAUUUUUUUUAAAAAAUAACUAUGUGAUUUCCGGUGUUGAGGCAAAAUAAAAAUAUAUCGAAACGUUUGAUCCUUAUUAGAGCAACGAGGUGCGGAACAGUUCUUGGAUGGAACAUGAGGGUUUAAAACGGGCCAUUCAAGUCGUUUCUAAUGCCAGACUGCAUAUAGCGGAGAUCAUCACCGACAGACACAAGCAGAAUACCGCUUGGAUUCGAACGAAUUUGCCUGACUCUCGACACUAUUUUGACAUAUGGCAUGUGUCUAAAGGUAAUGAGGGCUAAAAAGUCAACCCCAAUAGUUUACUCGAGGUAACAAUCGCAUCCACACAAGGACUAAAAUAGUUUGUAAUACAUUCUAUCCAGUUAAGCUCCAGUUGUCGCGUAUGGAAUAAUUCGAUUCUGACAUAUAUGACCCUCAUUCUGAACAGGUUUAUGCAAAAAGAUUGACAAAUUAGCGAAAAAAAAAGAGUGUGAAGAUGUCGGUGAGUGGCGACAGUCUGUAUCAAAUCAUAUGUAUUGGUGUGCUGCCACGACACCAGAUGGUAAUGGGCGUAUGAUGCAGGAAAAAUGGAAAAUGUUACCCCUGCACAUCCAGAACAUUCACGUCAAUCAGAGCAGCGAACUCUACAAAGAAUGUGGACAUGGUGAACUAGAGGGAGAAGCAAGGGAUAGACUUUGGCUUCAACCAGGUUUGUAGACAAAAAAAAAAUGGCAUCCAGUAACUCCUCUAUUGCCAUCUCAAGUUAUAGAAUAGAAGGCUACAUUUUCUGUCAGAAUCAAGGAAAACCUUUUAAUUAGAAUAAGGCCAGUGUCAUUAACACUGCUUAUAGGACAGAAAAGGUGUCCACUAAUUCACUAAUCAGGAAAUUAAAAUGAACCACCCUAAAAAAAAAACGACAAAACGUUAUAACGUGACAAGAAAAAAGGCACAUAUAUACAAACAUUUACAAACAGUCACCUUUAUGUGCGGGAAUUUUGACUACAACUAGGUCCUCAAUUUCACAGGCUCAACUGCUGCUGUCAAGCUCGAGGAGCUGGUAACAAAGCCCCAACUGCUGAAGGACAUUUCUCAGCUGUCCCCUAAGUACCAGACUUCCGCCCUUGAAGCCAAACAUAGCCUUGAUCUACACUUCGUCCCAAAACAUACCGCUUUCUCGUACUGGGGGAUGUACACAAGGUUUGUGUCUCUAAUGGAUUGAUAGUUACCAUAAUAAACUUUUGAGAUUGGUCUCUUGUUUUCCUUUAAUUUUUCUUUUUCAGUAUUAUUUUCUUCUUCUAAGCUAUGGAAUCUUUCCUUUUACUUAAAGUUAGCCUAAUGGUUCUUUCCCAUCCCCUCUAAAAAUAUGAACUUUUCAGACUGUGCCUUUCUGCUCUGCACUACAAUGAAAAUGCUGACAGGAUGCAAGCUGUAACUGUAGAUGGGAGACCACGCUAUGCCAUCAGGUUUCCUAAAGCCAAACACGGGGGAUAUUCAGUGAGAGAAGUUAAAACAAAAGCAACCUAUGGUGGGUAAAUAGUUAUAACAUAGCCUGUGUAAAGUCCCCCCCCUGUCUUGGUAAAAAAUGGAGAAGGGGCCCAUUGUCAGCUUUUUACUGAGGGGAGGGGAGUCUGUACACAGGAUAAAAAUUAAAUUGCUGUUCUGUAUUUUUUGAGAUCAUUUGUUAAGGCAACCAUUAUCUGCAGCCACAUUUGCUUAUGGUAAAAAUGAUUUUAACAUAGCACAGUAACCUGUGAAUUUCAUGGCACACAGAUAGAUAUGACAUCUAAAUGAAAACAUUUCAAUAACUAAACUUGAGGUUCACUCCUACAGUAUUACGUACCUUUUUAUUUUAGGUUAUUGCUCAAGUACCAUAACCAAAGUCUUUGCCGACUAUGAAGACAACUCAAGGGCCUUAAAGACCUACAUGUUGAACCUGCAAGUGAAUACCCCACCACCACUUGCUGCAUCCAUAGAGAGACCCAACAGAGAGGAGGCAAUAAAUUCUUUCAUUAGCAGAUACAAUCGUUCCAGCCUAGUCAACUAA